Messenger RNA from Exophiala bonariae, 1632 nucleotides. RefSeq lists its product as uncharacterized. The record is from RefSeq and is a predicted model, not a curated record. Lineage: Eukaryota; Fungi; Ascomycota; Eurotiomycetes; Chaetothyriales; Herpotrichiellaceae. The transcript is spliced from 3 exons. Bases 1 to 1632 code for a protein of 543 amino acids.
AUGAGGCCACUCUUUCUGCAUCUCGGCUUGCUGCUGUCCAGUACAACUAUAGCAGCCCCGUUGACUGGUUGCCCACGAGACCCAAAACCCAUCGAUCUAGGCUAUACGAGACACCAAGUGGCCUAUCAGAACCUCACCAACUCAGGCUAUCUAAUCAACGUGUACAAGAACAUCCGGUUCGCAGAACCAGCGGAGAGAUUUCACAGACCUGCAUUUCCGCCUCUCUGGGACGAACCGGGUGUGGUUCGGUCGGGCAAUUAUUCCCAGGACACGCAAUGUGUAAGCGCUGUGCCGCAAGGAGCGGAAGCCUUGUUUCCGGGACUCAACGGCACGGUCUUUGGCAAUGAGGACUGCUUGUUCCUUGAUGUUUAUGUACCAGAUGUACUUUCCUGCCAGAAAUCCACAUCUGCUCUUCACAGUGCUGGCGUUCCAGUGCUGCACUGGCUGCAUGGUAGCGCAUAUACGUUCGGAUCAAAAGAGUUGGGAUUCACCCCAUUGGGACUUUUUGACCAAUUACUUUCGCAAGGGACACCCUUCAUCCUUGUGGUCAGCAAUUACCGCAUGGGCCUCUAUGGCUGGGCAUCCUCCCCGAGUGACGAGACAACGCAGCCGAAUGUCGGACUAUAUGAUGGGCUGGCAGCGUUGAAAUGGUCGGAACGGUAUAUUCACCACUUCGGAGGUGAUCCGAGCAGGCUUACGGCUGGUGGACAGAGCACGGGCGCAGCAAUGGUCGAACUCUUGUCUGCAAGUCCAGAUAGCGUGGAUCUACCCUUUCAACAUGCUUUUUUGUCAUCUCCGGCUUUGUCUCUGAAAGCAAAUGUCACGGAGCGGCGACAGGACGUCUUUGACUCCAUUUUGAGUGCUGCAAAUUGCUCUUCUUUGGUUUGCCUGCUGGAUAUGAACGAAGGGGCGCUACGCGAAAUAAAUCGCUAUCUGAUCAACGAUACCCCGAGUCUUAGCGGAGGAGGCAAUCUUGGGCCAGGCAUUGGAUUCGGGCCAAUAGUCGAUGAAUUCCUUGUGCCUGAACUCCCGAUAGCGAACCCAACUCUCGAUAAGAGCUUAAGUCGGCUCAGAAGCAUGAUCGUCGCCAACAUGGCUAAUGAGGGUGCCAUUACCUCCUCCGAUCGCGAUAUGCCUGAAGCAUUCCCAGAGCUUGUCCGAAGAAUACUUCCCUCCUCGACCAAUGAAAUAAUCUCCACGAUUCAAUCACUUUACCAGUGGCCAGAUGCGGCUCCAGAACAACUCGCUUGGCAAUGGACUGCCGACGCAGUGUUUGCCUGCCACUCUUUAGCCUUGGCAAAAGCUGCGAACACGUCAACUAGGAGGUAUAUCAUGUCGAUUCCGCCUGCGUAUCAUGGUCUCGAUCUAUUCUACUACUUCUUCACAGACGAGGAGACAACUCCCGUGAAAGAUGUGGGCAUUGCACAAUCGUUACAGACGUUGCUCUGGAAAUUUUUAUAUCAAGUCGAGCCUUUGGAGAUUGAUUCCGGUGCCGAGUGGCCUUUCUAUGGCACUGGCAGCUUUCUUAACAUUACUGCUGCGGGCUUGGAAGUUGAACAGCUGGAUGACAAGGAAUCGCGACGUUGUGACAUUAUCAAUAGGAUUAUGGCUGACCCGGAGAAUGGAAUUUGA